Molecule: messenger RNA, 7460 nt
Organism: Talpa occidentalis (Iberian mole)
Lineage: Eukaryota; Metazoa; Chordata; Mammalia; Eulipotyphla; Talpidae
Gene: PLIN4
Product: perilipin 4
Exons: 9
Coding region: 111-5012 (1633 amino acids)
Cellular component (GO): plasma membrane
Source: RefSeq, a predicted model, not a curated record
CUCUAGCCUGCCCCAGACCCUAUAAGGCCAGGGAGUAGAGCAGAGCCGCUGGCAGCUGCACCGCCAUCUCUGAGGGACCCUCACACAGGCCAGCUGCGUAGCGUGUGACCAUGUCUGCCCAAAAGGAAGGGGGCCGGGGCCCCCCCAAGGCGAAGAGCAAGCUCAGCAGCUUCUUCGGGUCCCUGCCUGGCUUCAGUUCUGCACGGAACCUAGUGGCCAACGCCUACAGCUCAGCGAAAGAGGCCCAGCCUGGCACCACCCCUGAGGCCGCCCAGCCCCAGGCUCAGGCAGCCACUGGCGGGGAGCAGAGAGCCAGUGAGGCGGAGAAGCUGCUGCCGCCUUCAGACAAGAUGACUUCUGGAACAAAGGACCUGGUGUGCUCCAAGGCGACUAAAACCAAGAACACCGUCUCCUCUGGGGUGGCCAGUGUGAUGGAUGCAGCUAAAGGCGUGGUUCAAGGUGGGCUGGACAUGACCCAGUCCGUAUUGGCUGGCACCAAGGAGACUGUGACCAGCGGGGUCACGGGUGCAGUAGGCAUGGCCACAGGAGCUGUUCAGACCGGUGUGGACACCACCAAGACCAUCCUGACUGGCACCAAGGACACCGUGUGCAGUGGGGUGACUGGUGCUGUUAAUGCGGCCAAAGGAGCCGUCCAGGGGGGCCUGGACACCACCAAGACUGUAGUCACGGGCACCAAGGAUGCCGUGUCCACUGGGCUCACUGGGGCAGUGAACUUGGCCAAGGGCACUGUCCAGACAGGUGUGGAUACCUCCAAGACCGUCCUGACAGGCACCAAGGACACUGUGUGCAGUGGGGUGACCGGGGCCAUGAAUGUGGCCAAAGGGACCAUCCAGGGGGGCCUGGAAACCACCAAGAGUGUAGUCAUGGGCACCAAGGAUACAGUGUCCACUGGGCUCUCAGGGGCAGUGAACAUGGCCAAGGGCACCGUCCAGACUGGCAUGGACACCACCAAGACGGUCCUGACUGGCACCAAGGACACUGUGUGCAGUGGGGUGACCAGUGCCAUGAAUGUGGCCAAAGGGGCAGUCCAGGGAGGACUGGACACCACCAAGAAUGUAGUCACAGGCACCAAGGAUGCCGUGUCCACUGGGCUCUCUGGGGCAGUGAACAUGGCCAAGGGCACCGUCCAGACUGGCAUGGACACCACCAAGACUGUCCUCACUGGCACCAAGGACACUGUGUGCAGUGGGGUGACUGGUGCCAUGAAUGUGGCCAAAGGGGCCGGCACCGUCCAGACUGGCAUGGACACCACCAAGACUGUCCUCACUGGCACCAAAGACACCGUGUGCAGCGGGGUGACAGGAGCAAUGAAUGUGGCCAAAGGAGCCGUCCAGGGGGGCCUGGACACCUCAAAGACUGUCCUGAUGGGCACGAAGGACACAGUGUCUACAGGACUCUCGGGGGCAAUGAACAUGGCCAAGGGCACUGUCCAGACUGGCAUGGACACCACCAAGACUGUCCUGACUGGCACCAAGGACACUGUGUGCAGUGGGGUGACUGGUGCCAUGAAUGUGGCCAAAGGGGCCGUCCAGGGAGGACUGGACACCACCAAGAAUGUAGUCACAGGCACCAAGGAUGCCGUGUCCACUGGGCUCUCUGGGGCAGUGAAUGUGGCCAAAGGCGCUGUGCAAACUGGGCUGAAUAUGACCCAAAAUAUCGCCACAGGCACCAAGGACACUGUGUGCAGUGGGGUGACUGGUGCCAUGAAUGUGGCCAAAGGGGCCGUCCAGGGAGGACUAGACACCACCAAGAAUGUAGUUACAGGCACCAAGGAUGCCGUGUCCACUGGGCUCACCGGGGCAAUUGGUAUGGCUAAGGGGGCCGUCCAAGGGGGUCUUGACACGUCCAAGGUCAUCCUGACGGGCACCAAAGACACAGUGUCCACUGGACUCACUGGUGCCAUGAACGUGGCCAAAGGGGCCGUGCAAACUGGCCUGAACACGACCCAAAAUAUCGCCACAGGCACCAAGGACACCGUGUGCAGUGGGGUGACCAGUGCCAUGAACGUGGCCAAAGGAGCCGUCCAGGGGGGUCUGGACACCUCAAAGACAGUCCUGACAGGCACCAAAGAUGCAGUGUCCACUGGGCUCUCUGGGGCAGUGAACUUGGCCAAGGGCACCGUCCAGACUGGGGUGGACACCACCAAGACCGUCCUGACGGGCACCAAGGACAAUGUGUGCAGUGGGGUGACCGGUGCUGUCAAUGUGGCCAAAGGGGCCGUGCAAACUGGACUGAGUAUGACCCAAAAUAUCGCCACAGGCACCAAGGACACCGUGUGCAGUGGGAUGACAGGCACCAUGAAUGUAGCCAAAGGGGCCAUUCAGGGAGGUCUGGACACCACUAAGACUGUGCUGACAGGCACCAAGGAUGUCGUGUCCACUGGACUCACCGGGGCCCUGGGUGUGGCUAAGGGCACCAUACAAACUGGCAUGGACACCACCAAGACCAUUGCCACAGGCACCAAGGACACCGUGUGCAGUGGGGUGACUGGCGCCAUGAAUGUCGCCAAAGGAGCCGUCCAGGGGGGCCUGGACACCUCAAAGACAGUCCUGACGGGCACCAAAGAUGCCGUGUCCACUGGGCUUACCGGGGCAAUUGGUAUGGCUAAGGGGGCCGUCCAAGGGGGUCUUGACACGUCCAAGGUCAUCCUGACAGGCACCAAAGACACAGUGUCCACUGGACUCACUGGUGCCAUGAAUGUGGCCAAAGGGGCCGUGCAAACUGGCCUGAACACAACCCAAAAUAUCGCCACAGGCACCAAGGACACCGUGUGCAGCGGGGUGACAGGAGCAAUGAAUGUGGCCAAAGGAGCCGUCCAGGGGGGCCUGGACACCUCAAAGACUGUCCUGAUGGGCACAAAGGACACAGUGUCUACAGGACUCUCGGGGGCAAUGAACAUGGCCAAGGGCACUGUCCAGACUGGCAUGGACACCACCAAGACUGUCCUGACUGGCACCAAGGACACUGUGUGCAGUGGGGUGACUGGUGCCAUGAAUGUGGCCAAAGGGGCCGUCCAGGGAGGACUAGACACCACCAAGAAUGUAGUUACAGGCACCAAGGAUGCCGUGUCCACUGGGCUCACCGGGGCAAUUGGUAUGGCUAAGGGGGCCGUCCAAGGGGGUCUUGACACGUCCAAGGUCAUCCUGACGGGCACCAAAGAUACAGUGUCCACUGGACUCACUGGUGCCAUGAACGUGGCCAAAGGGGCCGUGCAAACUGGCCUGAACACGACCCAAAAUAUCGCCACAGGCACCAAGGACACCGUGUGCAGUGGGGUGACCAGUGCCAUGAACGUGGCCAAAGGAGCUGUCCAGGGGGGUCUGGACACCUCAAAGACAGUCCUGACAGGCACCAAAGAUGCAGUGUCCACUGGGCUCUCUGGGGCAGUGAACUUGGCCAAGGGCACCGUCCAGACUGGGGUGGACACCACCAAGACCGUCCUGACGGGCACCAAGGACACCGUGUGCAGUGGGGUGACCGGUGCUGUCAAUGUGGCCAAAGGGGCCGUGCAAACUGGACUGAACACAACCCAAAAUAUCGCUACAGGCACGAGGGACACCAUGUGCAGUGGGGUGAUGGGCACAAUGAAUGUGGCCAAAGGGGCCAUUCAGGGGGGCCUGGACACCUCGAAGGCUGUUGUUACAGGCACUAAAGAUGUCAUGUCCACUGGGAUCACUGGGGCAAUGAACAUGGCCAAGGGGACUGUCCAGACCGGCAUGGACACCACCAAGACCAUCCUGACCAACACCAAAGAUGCAGUGUCCACUGGGCUCUCCAGUGCUGUGAAUGUGGCCAAGGGGGCCAUGCAAACUGGGCUGAACACCACCCAAAACAUCGCGACAGGCACAAAGAACACCGUGUGCAGUGGGGUGAUGGGCACCAUGGAUGUGGCCAAAGGGGCUGUUGAGGGGACCCUGGAUACCACCAAGACCGUCCUGACUGGCACUAAAGAUGCUAUGGUCACUGGGCUCACCGGGGUGGGGAAUAUGGCCAAAGGGGCUGCCCAAAGUGGUCUGGGCACCAUCCAGAAUUGGCUGCCAACUUCCCAGGACACAGUAGUGGGCGUCCAUACUAGCUACAGGGCCCCAAGCCAAGGAGGGGCACAGACUGGCCUGCUUCCUUGGGAUGCUCCUUCCUCUGGAGUCUCUGGUUUCUCAGACAUACCAUGUGCAAGCCUGGUCCUUGCUGGGGAAGCCAUGGAGGGCAAUCAGGGCCUUGUGCCUUCUGUGGGGACAUCGCCCCAAGGAGCCUCGCUGGGCGGAGAUGCGGUGGAGCACACAGCCACCACGCGCUGCCCCACGGAAACUGUGGACGCAGUGGCCCUCCGGGGCGAGUUGGAGGAAGUGGGGGAAAUCUUCCAGCCCAUGACUGUCCAGGAGCAAGCCCGGCUGGCUGCCUCCGAGCCUGCGCCCAGGGUGUUCUCAGCCGACCAGGGCAGCUACUUCGUGAGACUAGGUGACUUGGCGCCGAGCUUCCGUCAGCGGGCUUUUGAGCACACCCUGAGUCACCUGCAGCACGGACAGUUCCAGGCCAGGGCCACACUGGCCCAGCUCGAAGACUCCUUCCAGCUGAUUGAAAAGGUCAAGCAGGCUCCUGAAGAGCAGACAUGGUCAGACCAGGGCUCCAGCUGCCAAGUGGAGGAAGCUGGUCCCCAAGAGGUGCCAGGUGCCGGGGCUCUGUCCAGGGCCUGCAGCCUCAUCCAGCAGCUCCAUGUGGCCUACAGCACCCUGGCCGCCAGCCUCCAGGGCCUCCCAGCAGAGCUCCAGCAGCAGGUGGGGCAGGCUCGGCACAGCCUCUGCAAGCUCUACGGCAUCCUGUCCUCCGCUGGCUCUGUCGCCGAGCUGCCGGCUCAGAGUCUGGCCCAAUGCCGCAAGAGCAUGGGCCAGGCGUGGCAGGGGCUGGAGGAGGUGCUGAACAGCCUGCAGCACAGCCCGCCACUCAGCUGGCUGGUGGGGCCCUUUACUCUCUACCCUGGUGAGCAGCAGCUGUAGGGCUCCCCCCUCAGAAACUCCUCCCCAGCCCCAAACCAGCUCUGAUUCCCCAAAGCUCUGGACCCUACAUGGGGGCUUGGAGGACCUUCUGAGUGAAGUCACUCUGUGCACACACCACACUGGGCUCCAGGCCUGCCUGCACCUGCCCCCUGUGCACAGCAGCCCCUCUCCUGAGCCCCUCUCCUGAGGGCCUUCUCUUAAGAGACCCAGAGCAAGCGCCUCAAUUAGGAAAGGUGGAAAUGUGUGCUUCAGCCCAGAAGGUUCUCCAGUCAGUGCUGACACUAAGGGACCCUUUCAUCUUUAGGGGACUCUUCUAGCCCCCCAAUCUGGGUCCUUUGCUAGCAGGCAACAGGUGGUCCUACUCCUCCACCCUGGGCUCCAGGGCACGGCCCUGGCUCUGACAGAGUAUUCCUGGCCCACAGCAACCAUGGAGUCUUAGUGCCACAGCCUUGUGCAGAAGGCCCUACAGGCACACCUGGCUUUAUUGCACUUUGCGGAUAUUGUUAUUACAAAUUGGAGGUUUGUGUCAACCUGCAUCUAACAAGUCUACCAGCGCCAUUUCUCUCGGCAUGUGCUCCCUUCCCAUCUCUGAGUCACACGUAAUUAAGGUGUGUGCACUGUUAUUUAUAGAAAUAAGCUAUUACACGCUUAGUAGACUACAGUUUAGUAUAACUGACUUUUACAUGUACUGGGAAACCCAAGUAUUCGUAUCACUCACGUUAUGGCGAUGAUAACUGCAUGUGGUGGUCAGGAACCCACACUCUCGAGAUGUGCCUGCGCGAUGCCAAGAUUUUUGAGGUAGUCACCAGCAGCACUGUGCAGUGGCUGUGGCUGUUGACAACCUGGGCUUUGGCUGGCCUGGCACAUGAGGACUGAAGAUGGGCAGGGGGCAGGUUUACCCCACAAGCCCCUUCCUGUCUCUGUCUGCUCCACCCUGUCCUUCACCUGGCGAGAUCAGCUAAGAUGCUUCCAGACCUGACAUCCCAUGGCCCCUUGGGCGCUUGGGCUACCCAUGAAAUAGGCCCUAGGUGGGUGUGACCACCACGGCUCCUGGGUCGUGGUUAGUGCUCGAGGCUGGAGAUGGGGGCUGGGUUGUAGCCAGCAACUCCAUGGGGCACCUUCCUGCCUGUGUGCUUUCCCUGGCUCCUCAGGGCGGUCUUGCCACGCAGGCAGCGCAUGGGGAAGCUAGGCCAGAAGUCCGGGCCCCCUCCUGCUGCCUCAGGCCCCCAGAAAUGUGAAGACUCAGAAUGCUCACACACACCCUCGCCAGGCCUCCCCAUCCUUGAAUGGGGACUAGCUGCCCAUCAGAAUGCCAGCAGCAGAGCCACGGCAAGCUCCCACUUCCCAGAGACGAGUCAUACCAUUUCCCAUCAGGGGGACUUGAAGUGCCCCACCAGGCUCCAGCAUUCGAGCUCUAGGAUGAAGGCCAGCUCUCCCCCAGAGACACCACAGGUACCAACAGUCAUGAGGGACUCUGCACUGGGAGAGCUGGGCUGCUGGUGACAUGGGGGCCACGUCCGGCAACCCCCCAGGCCUCGCUUUCCUCAUCUCCCAUUAUGUGACAGCCAUUCCCAGCAACCAGGCACAGUGAUUUGACCUCAAAGAUAGCUGCACCAAAUGGGGGUGCCUGGGCUCAGAAGUCUCAGAAGUCCCUCUGUUUCAGUGGGGAUGGAGGAAUCUGGCCAGGGAAGGCAGGGGAGUAAGGGCCACUGUUGUAACAAGCAAGGUGUCUGACUCACAUGUCCCCUUCUAAAGCCACAUGCCAGCCCCGUGAGGCCUGGGGUCGAACCCCAUGCAGGAGAGAGAGAGGCCCAGAGUGGGAGUGCCACUUGCCCCGGGCCACACAGCUAGGCCUGUCCCUGUUGCUCGCAAUCACAGCUCCAACACUGGGGACAAUGGACAGCCUGCAGCACCCCGGCUGGGUCAGGCUAGGGCUACUAAGGACCAUGGGUCUUGCCUAGGAGUCCAGAUGGCAACAGGAAAGUCAUGUCAGUGGAGCAAGGCAGAGGCUUCUGGGAAAGGCAUGGUCUCCACUGUCCCGGCCCUGCCUCAGUGACCACUGGAGCCUCAGCCACCCCUGCCCUCCGGACCUCUGGUCUUCCUGCCUGGGCGCUGGGCCACCAAACAUAGGAAGAGUCAAACCACAGCCUCUGUGUGAGCUGCAAUGUUCAGAGGUUUUUAUUUCUCUUCACUUUUGGAAAAGUCUUACUCCCCACCCCACCCUCCUGCACUGCAGGCCUAGGGCUGGGCCAGCUGGGCUGGGAGCACCGUUAAGAAUUAAGUUCACAUUUACUAUUAAUGGUGACCCUACGAUUUAAAACCCUUUGUCCCAGAAAGAGCCCCUGACAGUUGCAACAGUUCCCAGCUCCGGCCUGGCUGCACCACUAAUGCUAGAAAACCAAGCCAAUAAAAGUGAUUUUUUUUUCAUAAAAAAAACCCUUUAUAGUC